AUGGUAUCUCUCGUCCAGUACUUCGACGGCUCGAAUGUGGAUGUGAGGUUUUCGAGCAUGUUCCUGGAGUUCAAAGAGUUCUGCAAGGCCAUUGGCGAACAGACCUACCUGCAGAAAUUUUCGCCUGAUACUGUGGGCUGUGGACAGUCCAUGCUGGAUGUGCCAGAUGGUCAUUGGAACCGGGGAACAGUCACGACGAACCUCAUGCGUUUCAUCGAAAGCUGGUGUGACAAGAACAAUAUUCUCGGGUCCGAGGAUGAGAACUUUCAGCUCAUUGUCGCUGUGCUCGCCUAA
Symbiodinium sp. CCMP2592 is the source of this 294-nucleotide messenger RNA. Lineage: Eukaryota; Dinophyceae; Suessiales; Symbiodiniaceae. The record is from the annotation of a GenBank genome assembly.